This is a messenger RNA of Branchiostoma belcheri (Belcher's lancelet), 6413 nucleotides long. RefSeq names its product protein bark beetle-like. The annotation marks the transcript as partial. Lineage: Eukaryota; Metazoa; Chordata; Leptocardii; Amphioxiformes; Branchiostomatidae. Gene Ontology annotation, cellular component: membrane. The record is from RefSeq and is a predicted model, not a curated record. The transcript is spliced from 5 exons.
AUGUCGGGAAGUCCGUACAACGUCACCGAUGAAAUCAUCCUCGGUGAGGCGGCGACCCUGACGAUCGAGCCGGGGGUUCGGCUGUUGUUCCCGGAGGGAGUCGGCAUGUCCGUGUGGGGACGGCUGAUAGCUAUCGGCACUCAAGAACACAGAAUCGUCUUCGACCGGAAGAGGAACCCACCCGACGACCAGGCGAAUAACGUGACACGUGACCACAACAUCCGGCUGCUGGGUCCAACCGUGUUUGAAGGACGUGUCCAGGUCCAGCGGGACGGAGAGUGGGGUUCUCUCUGUCAAUAUUACACUUGGCGCUGGGAGGGUUCGGAAGCUAAUGUGGUGUGUCGACAACUGGGGUUCGCAACAGGACGAGUGGAGAACAAGUACCGGCUUGGCAAAGGGCGCGUGGCUGUGUCCGACCUACAGUGUCUCGGCAAUGAGAACAACAUCUAUGAGUGCACCCACCACAAUUUUGACUUGCCACCUCAUCGGUGUCGCCAAGGCCAAAACCGCGGAGACCUCGGUGUGGUCUGUGAGGGACUGAACCAUAGAGAGAACGUCUAUUGGAAGGCACUAGACAUCCGUACUGCUGAUGCAGCCAUGAAGUCCACACUGAAAAACGUGGAUCUCUUCUACGCGGGAGGAGCGAAUCCAGAUGCAGAAAGAGCCGCCAUUAUCAGCUCAUCAGUUGCCCCUCUACUGCGCAACGUAAACAUCAAGUACUCUGGAGACGCAGCGAUUAGAAUCGAGAACUCAAAGACCCCUUUUCAAAUUAAGAAUUGUGACAUCUCAGAGAAUGACGGAAUCGGGCUGAUAGUCAAGAACCCUUCAGCAGACGUGACCAUUGUCUCCAGCAGCUUCAGUAAGAAUUUUCCAGCCGGGAUGCAGGUGACAGGAGGACAUAACAACUCGAACCUCCAGAUCACUGACGGCACGUUUGAACAGAACAGCGGUGCCGGUCUGAUGCUGUCUGACGUCCCGAUGAACGUGGACAUACGUCAGUCUAACUUCAGUACAAACUCCCAUCACGGACUCAGUGUGUUCACCACAACCCAAGUCAGCCUUGUGACUGACGGAUGUCACUUUGACAACAACGGUCUGGACGGUUUCCAUGCUCGAUAUCUCGGAGUGUCUGGUAACAGAAGUCACACAGUCUUGCACAAUGGCGUGGCAGAAGGUAACGAUGGAGAUGGAUUCAACCUAGACAUAGAAUACCAGGAGUACCAGAAUAUCACAUCACCACCAAUCUCCGACCAGAUCACCAUAGACCAAUCCAACUUCACCUCUAAUAAGAACGGCUCGGUCAAAAUAACCGUUGACAACUCUUACGAAGAUCGCUUUCCGGUCGUCCAACUGAGUGGCGGAGUCCAUCGAGACAACAUGGCGACAAUUAUCGAAGUCGGUGGGACGCGUGCGGUGGUUACAGUACAAGACGUUGAGUUUGACUCAAGCCAGUGCGGCAGUAAGCCGGUCAUCCAUGUACAUGGGUACGACAAAACCGUAAACAUAACAGGAGACAAGUUUGUCCGUAAUGUUUGUCGACGGGUGGUGCUAUUCAACACAACUGAUGUCUCUGCUGCCGCGAAUCCCCUUUUUGCGGAGAGCAGCAUUUUCGAAAACAAUGAGUAUGAACCUGAAUCAUUGGCACACAUUUCUGACCCCCUGAAUGAGUACUGCACCAUCGAGAUUGUGGGAUCGGGAGAUGAGCACACAAUCACCCAGAAUUCGUUCCUAAAUAGUCCAGAUGGUUUAGAGCUUUGCAGCAGUGACGAUUAUCAUCAAUUGGCUGUAACUCAGAUCAGAGCAGAAAAAAAUUGGUGGGGAACUACAGAUAUUGAUUCAAUAAGGGAGAAGAUAUUUGACAACAAUGAUUGGAACAGUGGAGGCCUAGUUAGGUUUUCCCCGUAUCUAAGCUCCCCAUUCGGCAAUCCUAUAGACAUUGUAGACACAGAAAACAUGACAGCCUCAUCUUUAGGCGGUCGUUUGAAUGGAACAUUGCGACUAACCUCCUCUGAUAGCCCCGUCACCCUGACACGGGACCUCACGAUCUUACCAGACUCUGUUCUCAUUGUUGACGCAGGAGUUGAGGUCCGUGUCCAUGAACGUGUAGGCAUCCUCAAUCUUGGGAAACUGCAGUUAGAAGGACUACCAUCAAGUCCUAUAACAUUUGAUGUCGUCCGUAAAACCGUGUCGAACCGAACAAUUCCAGUUCGGUUAACGGGGGGCACCAAUAGUGGGGAGGGGCGACUAGAAGUGCAGUACUCCGGGCAAUGGCUUUCUGUGUGCCAUGAUUGGUACAGCGAGUUCGCCACGAUCGCCUGUAAGCAGUUGGGGCUGGGUUCGUACAAGUCUGAAACUUACAGUUACGAUUCAUCAAUCAGAAAUUGGCUCACUAUCCGAUGUGAUGGAUCCGAAGACAACAUUGGAGAGUGCAGCUUAUAUCAUACAAGUAGAUGCGGGGGUAACUCGUACAGGUACCUGAGGUUAAUGUGUGACUCCACUGUCGGUUGGGGAGGCAUAGUCUCUCUCUCAAACCAAAAGUUUGAGCAACAUAAUAUCAAUCUUUUCCAUGUCGGACAUUUACAUGCACACAAGGCUUCUGGUCUGCUCAUACACGGCUCUUCGACAUCAAAAUUCGACAUCAACAACGUUGUCAUGGACCAGCUUGUCGGGACUUCGUCGGGAAUAGAGUAUGUAGAUCUGCAGCCUUCCCAACACGUCACCUUGCAAAAUAUAACGUUGGUCAAUUCUGGCUCAAAAGACGGUAAUGGAAUCCAUGUUAACAAUGUACAGUCCGCGCCAUGGUGGAAACUUGAAAGAAAUGUACAAGCUAUCCGUUUAUUUUCAGUGGAACCAAUGUGCAGAAGACCGACCCUUCUUUUGCUAAAGGAAGGGCAGCCACAGUGGAUCGUAAAUAGGGUCAGGAAGAGAGUAAGGCUUCGAUGUGUGAGAAACGUAAAGGCACCAGAAGGAUACCAUAUACGAGUCACGGUAACACAGGCUUACUUCAGCCAUCCACCGUCAAGGAACAGCCUCGCCAUCUAUGAGUCUCUUGCAUUAAACGAGACUAAUGAGAUAGCUACACUGCAUUGGGGCAAAGAGGUUUACCAAUUCAGAAACCCGCUUGUAUUCACAUCCGCUGGAUCUACGAUCACGUUAUUACUGCAGGCUUCAAGCUCACAGGAUGCAUCGUUUCUUGCAAAGUUUGAUGUUGUCAGGAAGGGUGAUGAUGUUUCCGGAUUAGAAACCCCAGCAUCGCUUGAUAUCAUCGACUUAACGACUAGGAACUUUCGAUAUGGUAUACAAGUAUCACAAGGUGUGACAAACAUACAUAUUGACAGAAGUACGCUGUCUUCUUGUGUUUAUGGGCUGUACGUAGUAGGAGAAGCUGAAGGAAACAUAUCUGUGGAGUCAACGGUGGUUAUUCAUAGCUCUGAAGGUAUCCACAUCUGGUCUCUACUCGGUAGUGUCACAUUGUCAAAUGUAUCAGUUGUUAAUAACGCUUACAGUGGGAUAUACAUGGAGAGCAUUUCUGGUACAGUAAACAUGAAUGGUAUUGUAUCUCAUUCCAACAAUGGCGUUGGGAUUGGUAUUUCUUAUAUUCUUAACGGCACGGUUGAUAUGAAAAAUAUCAUAUCCCAUUCCGACGAUGGCCGUGGAAUCUAUCUACAGAGCAUAGAAGAAAGAGCCUUACUUACUGAUGUAGUCGCUUUAGGCUAUGGGGCCUAUGGUGCAGGAAUAAACAUUAACCACUAUGGACAACACGCCAAGUACAUCAUGGUGAAUGUCACAUGUCAGGACAGCCAAGGAAAGGGUCUGAGCAUAAAUGUAUACUCUGAAGCAAGAGUGGAGAUACAUAACAGUCAUGUGCAAGGAAAUGACCAAGGAGGGAUCGUUGCACACUUCAAAAAUACUCAGUCCAGCCUGUUUUCUGCACUUAUCCUACACAACAGUGAGAUUAUCAGUAAUAAAAGGUUCGCUCUGUACGUGACGGGUAAAGAGACAUCACUUGACAUUGCUAAUAGCACAAUCUCCUAUAACAGCUGCCCCUAUCAACCAGCUGUUGGAUUUGAAGGAGAAACGAAUGAUGUCAAUGUUACAAACAAUCUCUUUGUCGGUAACAAUGCGCGAGAAACAUUGUCAAUUCUGUUCGAAGAUAACUUACAGGAGAACAUUAUCUUCAAUAUGGUUGGUAACGUGUUCCGUGACAAUAUUUACGACACUUCCCAAACUGACGGCAAUGUUCAGUACGGCCAGCACCCAGAUCUUACGUCAUGUACCGUUGAGAUCGGAGGCUACAAGUCCUACUAUUAUCUAAGGCACAACAUGCUGGACAACCCAGACAUGAACUACACCAUGUGCAGUAGGGUCUCCACAACUUCACCUGAUGAGCCGAUUGACGCCAGGUAUAACUGGUGGGGUACUGCGGCUGAAACAGAGAUUCAAGAAAAAAUUCAUGACUUUGACGACUGGAACGACCGCGCGGCUGUGGAAUACUUCCCCACUACCUCGACAGGACCUGACUUAUCCUCUCCACCUGCUGACUCUUCCAGCCGAGAUGUUACCAUGGCAACUGACAACAUCGGGGGGAGGCUGUAUCAUUCACUCCAUCUUCAAAAGGAUGGAGGUCCUUACACCUUUAAAGCAGAUUUAACUGUGUUAAAAAACGCAUCGCUUACCAUAGACCCGGGGUCUACUAUCAAGAUACACCCAUGUCUUGGUCUGUUGAAUCUAGGUUCCCUUGUUGCCCAUGGAACACGCACAGAGCCUAUCAAUUUUGAGCUUACGGAUGUACCCGUUCACCAACCCCAGGUCCGGCUGGUGGGAGGGUGGUUCCCUUGGGAAGGUCGUGUGGAGGUGUUCUAUAAUGGAGAAUGGGGGACGUGUAUGUGGGGAGGUACCCCUCGGGACUCACAAGAUGCAAAUGUUGUCUGUCGUGAGCUAGGAUACGGCCCAUCUACAGUGUAUAGCACGUACUCUUUUGGACAAGGAUCGGGACCUGUAUGGAUCGGUCGUUACAACAGUCGGCCAGACUGCACGGGGAAUGAGAUGAGUAUAUUCAACUGUCUUCGUGGCCCACCCGGUAAUGUGUACUCGGGUUGCACGCACCGUUACGAUGUUGGAAUAAGAUGCAAGAUGAACACUCAUGUAUCACCUAGGCCAACAUGUCGAAUGAAAAAAUGGGGAGGGAUCACAUCUAAAUAUGCAACCACGGAGGUCCUUACAAACUUGAAGUUCACCAACACAGGCAAUCUGCACGGGCGUUCACACGCAGCCAUAUCCAUUGAGGACAAGCAGGGCACUACAAACAUUUCUCACAUUGAAAUCUCUGAGUGCGUGGGUACUGGAAUACAACUACUAGCUAUAGGAGGCAAAACGACACAAAGUGUUAAAAAUGUGAAUAUCUCAGGUUGUAAUGGAUAUGCAGGUGUUUCUCUCACUGGCAGAAAGUCUAGAGUUUUGUUGUCAACAAAUAUACGUAUCACCGACAGUAUCUUUACAGCAGGGUCAUUUGAACUCACACCGCACACUCGGAGUAUUACAAACUGUUUGGCUAAUCCUGAAUCGAUCAUGAGGCUCUGUGCCGAGGAGCCUGAUCAGCAGCUUAACAAUGACAUGUGUUUUGUUCAGACAGGACGGACGGGCUCAACAUGUUAUAAACAUCUGUACGGAGGUGUGGGUUUCACGGUUGAACUCACGGUCUCAUUCGUUCAGUUUCAUUCCUACUCUUCGAGAUUACGGGUCUUUGCCGACAGAAGCCUAAGUCAACAGAUUGGACAGGUUACUCGAUCGGAUAACGGCAAAACGUACAUCCGGUUUGUCUCACAGACAAUGAUGAGUCUUCAGUACAUAAGUUACUACUGGGAUAGCAACGAGAUAUUCGGAGAGGUCAGUUUCUAUAAUGAGACAGAUGUUGCAGGUCCAUCUAAGUACAUCAUCGAGAACAGCAUGGUGGAUAACACCAAAGGCACAGUUAUCAACGUCACUGCGGCAAAUGGCGCAAUCUUUGAUAUCCAACGUAACGUGUUCUUGCAUAAUCAACCCCAUACUGAUGACAACGACCAAGCUGUGAUCAGAAGUGUUCUAGUCGACUCCAAUAUUAGCGUCAGGAACAACUACAUGGCUAACAACUUGAUAACAAGCCUAUCUAUCGACUUGACAAACCAGAAACGUGGAAACAUAACGGUUCUGGACAACCUUUUCUUCAGAAACACCGCCAAGACUACCAUAAUUGUGACAGGAGCCAGCUCAAGUUCGACACAACAACCCGUAUUGAUAGACAACAACGUCUUCUCAAGCAAUGAUGUCGGGAAGAAGUACACAUUGGUUGUCUCGGGCCGAGAUGUCCAACUGCACGGGAACGUCCUCACCAACCCGGCGAACGACGCUGAGCUGGCAACGUCGGACAGAACCAG